AACGCGCCAGAUCGAAGUUACGAUGCAGGACGGCGGGAAGACUGUCGAGGAACGCGCGGACGCCACGGCCGCUCGUAAACGAAACUUCUACAAGUUUGGCGAGCACGUCCUCAUGGAGGAAGAUCAACGCACCGAAUUCAAGGCUCACAAGGACAUGUCCAUCGAAGAGCUGUCGCAGGCAUGCAAGGACCAGCACUCCCGCCAGACCAUCUCUAGAACUAUCUGUGCCUUCUUGAACACUGGAAGAGGUGGGACUGUAUUUCUGGGAAUCCUUGACAAUGGUGAUGUCAAUGGCCUCCAUCUCACGGAAUACCAAAAAGACCACCUGCUUUUGAGUCUUGAAAAUUUGAUGAUGCGUUACAAGCCACCUGUCCCAAAACACAUGUAUGAGCUGCGAUUCGUUCCAGUCAUCUCUGAGGGUGUUCCAUUGCCAACAAAGCAAAGUCGUGAAAUGAACAGCAAAGAGAGGUUUAGGCCACACGAAUUGCAGUGUUCGAGGCCAUGCUGGUGCGACAAUGAAGCCACUGCUCAGUUGAACGUUGGUGGAGUGGUGAUGCGGUAUGUUGUUGAGAUCGACAUAUCCGCAUGGGAGAGCUCUGACUCGAGGAACAGUGUGCUCAACAUCAGCAAGAUGGGCAUCCAUCCCAUGUUUGACAACGAAGAGGAUAUCUGCUUCGUGCGACGUCAGGGCAGCAACAUUCGGUGCACUCUCCAAGAUGUCAUUGACAUGACCCGUCAAGAAAUUAAAAAUUAUUACUCCUCCAGUUGGACACUCAAAAGCCCCUAG
Messenger RNA from Rhipicephalus sanguineus (brown dog tick), 787 nucleotides. Its product is annotated as protein tofu-2. The transcript has 7 exons. Bases 23 to 787 code for a protein of 254 amino acids. The record is from RefSeq and is a predicted model, not a curated record. NCBI's taxonomy places the organism in Eukaryota, Metazoa, Arthropoda, Arachnida, Ixodida, Ixodidae.